AUGAGUCUGCUAGAGAAACUUGUGCUUUUCUGCUCUGGCUUGCUGUUUUUGCUGCAGGUCCUGGCGCUGGGGGAAAACUAUGAGAAGUCUAAGUACAGCGAAAACAGUGUGGGCCGUCUUUUCAGCAUAGGAAUGAAGAAGUAUGUUACUUUGUACAACACAGGAGGCAAAGAGUAUGCAGACGUUGACGAAAAGAAGGAGAUGGCUACUCGGCUGUACAUCCGAAUCAUUCGAGAUGGAUCGAUGACGCACGGAGUUAUUCUGUCGGCAGAGGAAAAAGACCAGGAAAAGUGCGCAAACAAGACAGAAGAUUACGGGUCUGGGUACUCGGCGCAGUACUUGGAAUGCCCUGGGUUUUCGGUCGAGGGCAAGGAAGGCAACCUCAUUGCGCUGGCUCCGUACCAGAACGAGGCCAUGUUUAAGUUUAUGUUUUCCCCCGCGACCCUGUCUCGACUUCACGGAUUCCGGAUAUAUAAUGAAGGCAAGUGCAUUGCUGCCAACUCAAACGGACAGCUUUUCGCCGACGAGUGCGAGUACAUCGACACGAUCAAGAAGGCCAACCAAAUUUUUUCCUGGGUGGACGACACGCUUUUCAGCAAAGACUACAACCCAAUGGGGGUGCUUGACCAAACCACGAACCCUGCAGACCCGUACUACGACGAGUACAACAAAAACAUAAAUACCGCUUGGAUAGACCCAAAUCCGACAUAA
Molecule: messenger RNA, 711 nt
Organism: Nematocida major
Lineage: Eukaryota; Fungi; Microsporidia
Exons: 1
Coding region: 1-711 (236 amino acids)
Source: RefSeq, a predicted model, not a curated record